Molecule: messenger RNA, 5225 nt
Organism: Paramuricea clavata
Lineage: Eukaryota; Metazoa; Cnidaria; Anthozoa; Malacalcyonacea; Plexauridae
Source: the annotation of a GenBank genome assembly
AUGGUGGUUAUAAAAUGCAGUAAUAAUGGCUUUUUUGCCGUUAUUUGUGAAAAAAUACUUCGUGUUUACGAUUUACGGUAAUGUAGAUUAAAUUAGCAUACUUUUGUGUACUUGGAUGUCCCAUAUUGGGAGAAAAAUAAGUAAAACUGCUUCUGAUAAUAAGCCUUUUUGACAGCUCAGGAGUGGCAGGACCGCAGGGGUUAAAUUAUUAUAAUAAUAAUAAUAAUAAUAUUUAAUAUUUAUAUUGCGCAAAUUAACAUGUUAUAGUAUAUGAUCACAUGUUAAUUUGCGCAAUAUAAAUAUUAAAUAUUAUUAUUAUUAUUAUUAUUAUAAUUUAACCCCUGCGGUCCUGCCACUCCUGAGCUGUCAAAAAGGCUUAUUAUCAGAAGCAGUUUUACUUAUUUUUCUCCCAAUAUGGGACAUCCAAGUACACAAAAGUAUGCGUCAAGAAUUAAUACAAGCAUUUUAAUCUACUGUCGUUUUUACGGGGGGAUUGAAUUUUAGAACUUGAAGGAGAAAGCUACCCCCAGUUCCAUCAAACCACCCCAUCCACACAGGGCUGUAGAUAGACUCGAUAAUUGGGAGGGGGGUGUAUAUUUACAUAUUCAUGUUCACAUACUGUACAAACCCGUUGGGCAGGACACAAAUGUAUGAAUAUGCUCACCCCCCCAAUUAUCAGUUUAGCUACGGCCGUGCGUCCUCAUUUAUAAAGCUCCUAAUUUUGUCUCAAUGAAAUAACAUUUCCUGCAUUCAGACAGUGUUUUUGAACAAAAUUAGAAUUGUUUUAAAACAGCUUUCUAAUGGCAUGUUGAAAAAUAUACAACGAUCAAGUACAGCUAAUUAUUCGAAACAUUUGCCACAAUUUCUUCAAAGCGUAUCGUGAAAAAUAUAAGUACGGGGAAAGAAUGAGUGUCAAAACUCAAUUUGAAGAUUCGCAAAUCUAUCAAUUCUCUUCACUAUAUAGGAAUUCGUCUCUGGUUCAUAAAUUUUCACUCGCCACGGAAGAGUCGACAACCGAUACGGCAGAAUCUAAGGAUGAGGAGAACCAAUUAUUAAACACAACAUUCACAUACGGUUGUAUUUUCUCAAACUCGGGCAAACUUCUAGCGGCAUUUGCUGACGGCAAAGACUUGGUCGUGUUGAGAACAGAAGAUUGGAAACAAAUUGGAAAAAGGUGUGAGAUAUCUCUGGAUUAUCCAAGGAGACAUUUUUCACCAGAAUCCAAGGAGACAUUUUUCAAGUGAAAUCAUAAAUAUUUAAGUGCGGCUUUACAGUAAAAGUCUCGAUAUACCAACUACAAUGAAACAUGCAAUUUCAUUUUCCAUGCAGGAGAGCAUCAUCCACACACACUUGAGAUGUUGCUAGACUUUCGGAAAGCAUAAGAAACACUCACCUGCGGCAUGUCAUGUGUUUCCAAAAGUCUCGCAACAUCCCGCAAGCAUGUAUAACGCUAUCCUGCAUGCAAAAUCAUUUGGAAAAUCAUCCCACAUGCAUUACAACAUUUAUGUUUUGUUAACAGAAAGGUUGCAAAGAGACCAACAGCUGUGUUGUUCACCAACAAAGAAGAUUGUGUUGUGAUUAGCGAUAAGGCCGGGGAUGUUUACAGGUUGGAAUAUGAACUGGAUAUAACACAUACACACCUUAAAUUCAAUUAAAAUCUUGAACGAUCAGUCACAGUGCACCCGGGUACCAGUUAAAGGGUUCCCAAUAAAAGGCGGCAACUUGCAAAUUUCGUUGUCUAUGGCGUAGAUAAUCGCCGGUUGUUUCUUGAAAUAACCCAAAAAUAUUUCCUCCUUAUCACAGAAAUAUGGUUUUGGGAAGGUUUCUUGCUUUUAAAAUAUAAAUUUUCAACAAUAUUCUUCAUUAAAUGUUUGGAUAGUAUAUUUUGAAAGGCAGUUUUCCAUUCAUGCUCAAUUUAUGACUUGUAAUUUUAAUGGGAAACUCUCUCACAUAAAGUGAUUUUCAGAGAGGUUCUGCAUGUAUCAGUUCAUGCUCUUCUUAAUAUUUUCUUAUACUGUAUAAUACUGUAUAAUUUUUUCUAUAUUUUUUGUUCUGCACUGUUUAGCUAUAAAAUUGCGGAAGAAAACGGAUUGUCCAAUGAAUCUCUUCUUCUUGGUCACGUGUCAAUUAUUCUUGAUAUGGUAAAUUGCAAUUUCGAUAUUUUUGAGAGAUGUUUUUUUGUACGUGUUCAAUAGGGUCAUGUACAGUACGUAGUUGUAUCAAUCCACAGCUCUCUCGAAAUUAUUCUUAACGUUUGUCAUUAGGCGAUAUCACGGGAUGAUAGAUACAUCCUCACUGCUGAUCGUGACGAGAAGAUACGUGUUAGCUGUUUCCCCAAUUCCUACAAUAUCAAGUCUUUCUGUCUGGGGCAUACAGAGUAAGGCUAUAUAUAAAUGAUACAACAAGUCAAGUAUUAAAAAGUCCUGAACUAAAUUUAGACAGAAUAGUUCUAUCAGUUAGUCCUAGAGGUCUGGUAAGGUCCAUCAAACUACCGGAGUAAACAUAAACUAACUAGCUUUGUAUACAUAUAUUCAUGUUCGAUUCCCUUUGCGGUAAAGCAAAAUUUUCAGUUUGCCUGGUGUGGUGACGCUCUGAGUAACAUCAGCACAAAUAUAUAAAUUAACUUUUUUUACAUUGGAUAGUUCUAUCAGUUCUAAACUGUUCUCCUUAGAGUCCAGUAAGGAUCAUGUCUUAUUGUCCAGUGUUACUCAGGAGGAAACCUAAACUAACUUUAUAUACACUGGAUAGUUAUAUCAGUUCUAAACUGUUCUCCUUAGAGUGCAGUAAGGAUCAUCUCUUAUUGAUCCAGUGUUACUAUAGGAGAAAACCUAAACUUUAACUUUAUUUACACUGGAUAGUUCUAUCAGUUCUAAAGUGUUCUCCUUGAGAUCCAGUAAGGAUCAUCUCUUCUGAUCUCACGUGCGGAUUUAUCACGAGUCUACUGGUGCAUAUUACAAGGCUUGAUCCCGUUGGUAGACUAGAGGCUCUGCUGCUAUAUUAGUAUGUUUAACAAAUAAUAAUUAUCUCUUUUUAAAGAUACGUUUGGAAGAUUGUCAUCCCCGAAAAAUUGCCGCAAAUUUCGGUGACUGCGUCAGGGGUAGGGCCAGCUUUCUACAACAACCACAUAUUUCGUCAUCACUAGAAAGUACAGUUCAUACUGUAUCGGUCAGCGAAAAAGUGAAGUCAAAUUGUUUUAUGCUUUGCACCUUAGGAUGGUACGCUACGGUUUUGGGACUAUAAACUUGGGAAAACAAUCCAUAUGGAAACGUUUACUAAUGUACAGUCUGAUAAGGUGAUUAAAGGCCGAUUUACACGGCACAAAUUUUGUGCAAAACUGUCUGUCGCAUGUAAACCAGGUCCUGCGUACAACUUUAGUUGAACUGUGUGUAAUUCAAGCGCGCACAACUCACCAGACGACAACGUAAGUGAGUUGUGUGUUUGAUUUACACAGUACAACUCAAGUUGUAAGCAGGUUGCAUGCGACAGUUUUAGGCAAAAGUUGUGUAUUGUAAAUCUAUACCUUAAUAACUCAAAAUACGUUGUGUAUGAUAUAACAUUGUUAAAGUUUCCUAUUUCGAUUUCUCUAGUCAAGCAACGUUGUUUCGUGCUUAACAUGCAGCAGAACAGAAAACAUUGUGUUUGUUGGACUCGAAGGGUAAAACAAACUUUUUCUAAUUCUUAGGUAUUGUUUAUAUGGACAACCAGGCUGGCCCGGUUUUCCGAGAUCUCAAUUGAAUUGAAAAAGGCGAGAUCUCGACUACAUCGGAAUGGAUAUUUCUCCAUAUAGAUACUCAUUGUCAUUGACCGGGAUGCAGGCCCAUUUGCCGCGAUGAAAGCAGAGUGCCCGGGCAAAAACCACGCUGACUUUCGGUAGAGCGUUGACUAAGUCUUUUCAUAUGAGAUAAAAGCAAAAACUGGUUAGAUAUUAAAUGAAAUAAAAUCAACGUUUGAAAGUAGUACAUUAAUCAUUAUAAAACUAGUAGUGAUUGACUAAACAAUUCGUAUUGACAGAGUAUCAUUAUUCUUUCUUGAAGAUCACUGUCGCUGUAUGCUUUCAAAAUAAAUGAAAAAACGACCGUAGAACAGAUUUCGAUUGUUGAUUUAACACUUGAUGGUCCGCCAUGUUGUUUGGCUGUCGACUAUAGCAAUCGUUUGUGGGUAGUUCAGUCCUAUAAAGAACAACCUUUAGUGGUUUUCGAAAUGUCUGCCGAGGGAGGAAUCUAUGAGGUUUGUCUUCAAAGCAUUGGAUAACUCUAUCAGUUCUAAACUGUUUUCUGUAGAGGUAUAGCAUAAUCUUAACUUUUUUACUGGAUAUAGCUCCAUCAUGCAGUUCUAAACUGUUCUUCCUAGAGGUCUAGUAAGAAUCAUCUGUUAUUGAUCCAGUGUUACUACAGACUAACAGAAGGAAACCUAAACUAACUUUAUUUAUACUGGAUGGCUCUAUAUCAAUUCUAGACUGUUCUCUGUGAAGCUCCAAUAAAGGAAUUUAUAUAGAAGUGCUUAAAAGUGCUUUUUUGAUAUUUUCUGAAAUUGUUUGACAUUAAAAAUCGGACGGUAGUUGAUUUUGUUGAUAUCUUACAAACUCGAAAGGUGGCAUUUGAACGGUUUUACGAACCCUGUAUUACGACAUUACUCACAUUACUAUAUACGUUAAUUUAAUUUUGUCAUGUUUCAGUUUAAGAGGCAAUCUAUGAGUUCACUUCUAACAGCAGAAGACGUGGAUCUUAUUUAUGGUUUGUAUAUAUGUAACUCAUGUAAGCUUUAGACUCCAUAGCCAUAACUGUAUCACUUCCAAACUGUUCUUUCUAGAGAUGCAGUAAGAGUCAUCUGUUAUUGAUCCAGUGUUACUACAGGAGAAAACCUAAACUAAACCAACUUUAUUUGUACUGGAUAGCUCUAUCAGUUUUAAACUGUUCUUCCUAGAGGUCCAGUAAGAAUCAUCUCUUAUUGAUCCAGUGUUACUACAGGAGGAGACCUAAACUAAACUCUAUCUAUACUGGAUAGCUUUCAGGUGUAUAAACCAUUAAUUAUUAUCUUUUAACAUCAAUGUCUAUCUUUUUACUUUAUAUACAGAGGGCACAAAAAACCGUCCAUGUUUACUGAAUCUGAAAAAGAGCAAAGCAGACCCGGGCAGCUUGGAUUAUUUCGACAGAAAAAGAGAUCGUAUCGAAGCUAAACGGAAAAAAGACGGAACUGAAUUGGAAUCGAAGAAAAUUAAAACUUGA